Penicillium bovifimosum is the source of this 1956-nucleotide messenger RNA. RefSeq names its product beta-N-acetylhexosaminidase family protein. The coding region runs from base 1 to 1956 and encodes 651 amino acids. The transcript has a single exon. Lineage: Eukaryota; Fungi; Ascomycota; Eurotiomycetes; Eurotiales; Aspergillaceae. The record is from RefSeq and is a predicted model, not a curated record.
AUGUUGUAUCCUCAUCGUACUAUGCCCCUACGGGCCUUUUUCACUGCCCUUCUAAUUCUUGCACCGGCCAGCGCCGCCCCCACUGGGCUCACUGGCCGUCAAGACAGCGGUGAAGUACCCGCAGUAUGGCCAACUCCUCAAAAUAUCUCACUAUCCGGAACGGAGGUCUCGCUCAAAGGCUCUGUGACAAUCGUAACAGGCAGCGCCGCAGAUGCCGCAACGAUUGACGCAAUCAAAACGAUCGUGGUAGCCGCAGGCGGUACUGCCGUCGUCUCCACUGAUCCUACAUGCGACGGAACGCAGAUCAUCAUCGGCACCGAGGAAGAGAACAGCCCUGCGGCAGCCGCAGCCAAAGCUCUUACCGGAGAGUCCGCCGAUGGUCUCGCAGCCGACGGCUACGUGCUAGCCUCUGGCAAGUACGAGAACCAGCCGAGCAUUGUGCUCAAUGGCGUAGACGCGCGUGGUACAUUUUACGCGUCACAGACUCUCCGUCAACUCCUCGACGGCCACCAUGUUCCAGGCAUUAGCGUGCGCGACUGGCCGCUCAUGUCUAUCCGCGGCUCGAUCGAGGGCUUCUACGGCAUUCCCUGGUCUCACCAGGCACGGCUGGAUCAGUAUGUUUUCUACGGACAGCACAAGAUGAACACCUACAUCUACACGCCCAAGGAUGAUCCGCUCCUCCGUGCCCAAUGGCGAACCCUGUACGAGGGUGAAGCUUUAACGGAGCUCCAGGAGCUCGUAGAUACUGCAAACGCCAACCAUGUCGAUUUCGUCUUUGCUCUUUCCCCGGGUUUGGAUCUAUGCUUCAGCUCUGACAAAGACUUCAACGCGACAAUCGCGAAGUUCGAUCAGAUCCGGGAUCUAGGCGUCUGCAGCUUCUACGUCGCUCUUGACGAUAUCCCUAUUGAAUUCCACUGCGACGAAGAUACAGAGAAGUGGCCGCACACAGACGACUACCACUGGUUCGCCGAUGCCCAGGCCUACUACCUGAACCGCAUCCAGGAGGAAUACAUCGAGAAAAACAACCUGAAAGAUCUCGAGACCGUCCCCACCAACUACGCCGGCAGCGAACCGGACCCAUACAAGGAGGAAUUCGGCACCCAGCUGGACAAGAAGAUCCGCAUCCAGUGGACCGGCGAGGGAGUCUUCAGCGAUAAUAUCACAGUCGACAGCGUCCUCCAGGCCGACAAGACCUACGUUACUGACAAGCUCUAUCUGUGGGAUAACUUCCCGGUCAACGACGGCAAUCGCGACCGUCUAUUCCUCAACCCGCUUACCGGCCGUGCCGCCGAUCUACACGAGCACCUCCUCGGCUUCACAUCCAACCCAAUGAUACAGCCGUACGCUUCUCUGCCUGCCUUAGCCAAUUACGCCGAUUACACAUGGAACGGACCGUCCUACGACGCCGCCAAGUCCAUGGAUGCUGUUCUCCAGGAGCUCGCUGGCAGCGACAGCGAUGCCCACGAUGCAGUCGCUGCAUUCGCCGAUCUCAACCAGAACUGGCCGUACCAGACCCCUACAACCAAUGCCCCCAAGCUAAAUGCAGACAUUGAUGCUUUCUGGGCUGCUCGCGAGGAUUCCAAUUCAUCUGAAGACGGCACCGCGGCAUUGCGUGAUCGUCUUGAACUGCUCGCUACGCUGCCGGAUGUUCUGCCUAAGAUGGCUUUGAAGGGCUUUGCGACGGAUGUUGCGCCGUGGGCGACUGUUGCGGCGCAGUGGGCUAAUGCUUGUCAGCACUUGAUUGCUAUGCUUGAGGCGCUUGAUGAUGGUGAUCAGACUACGGCUGAUAGCGAGUAUGAGUCUGCGCAGGAGUGGGUUGAGAAGACGAAGGCUAAGACUGUUGGUGAUCGGAAUGAUCAGGGUGAGGAUCUUCCGGAUUCGAUUGUUCCUGUUACUGGGGAUGGUGCUUUUGAUACGUUCGUUAAGGAUGCUGUGGCCGUUUAUAAUGGAGAGUAG